UUUUUCACAUUUUUUAUUAUAAAAUGUUUAAACUGUGGCAGGCGCAGCUGAGGAACGCCGUACAAGAAGCAUAGGGCUUACGUCAUCAUCGGCUCGCAGAGUAGUCACAUGACGCUCUCCCCUCUCCCCCCCUUCUGCUCUUACGUCUAUUCAGGCGGCGGCUCUCUGAUUUAUAAUUUUAUUUUAUGGUAGGUCCCACUUGCUUUGUUGCUCAACGUCUCGUUUGUAUGUCAUCAAAGAAAUGGGUACCGUUGAAUCUGAGUGAAACAAAUCGAAGGGUUGAGAAUGCGCUGAGCGUUCUUUUUAUUAAGGUCUUGCCGUCCAACCGACGAUUACGGGUGACCUAGUGGGUCCCUCUCACUUUUUACAUCUUCGGCUUUACCCCAUCUCUUUUUGCUUUUGUUGACACACACAGACAUUAGCAUAGACACACUUACUCUCUCUUUGUUUCUGUUGAUCGCAAUGGCGUCGUCACGUGAAGGACACUACAGAGGGGUUCGCAAGAGACCGUGGGGAAGAUACGCUGCCGAGAUACGUGACCCAUGGAAGAAGACUAGGGUUUGGCUGGGUACAUUCGACACACCGGAAGAAGCUGCACUCGCAUAUGACGGUGCAGCCAGGUCUCUCCGUGGCGCCAAGGCCAAGACGAACUUUCCCCCGCCUGUCACUGCUAAUCUCCCGCUCGAUCUCAACCUUCCAUCUGACAUUAAUAACAAUCAUCAUCAUCAUCGGUGGAUCAGUACUCCUUCAACUCCAUACCAUCACCGUCAUCAGCAGCGCUUCGCUUUUGGUGAGUUUUUACAAACUGGAGUACUUAAAGAAGUGAACUUUGAUGGACAGACAUCAGCUUCUGUUAAAAACGUUGACGCUGCCGUUUCUGGCGGCGCACCCAUGCCUGAAAAUGUCUCCACCGCGUCGUUAUUGGGGAUUGUGAGACGUGGCUUGCCUAUUGAUUUGAAUGAGCCUCCACCGUUGUGGCUUUGAGCUAGGCUUCCUGUUAUAGGCAUUUUACGGCGUCUCUUUUCUGCUUCACUUUCAUAUCACUUUAUCCUUUCUUUUGACUACUUCUAGCUAUCACCCUUUUUUGUUUAUUAAAUGUGUACCGUUUUUUCCUUUAUUAGAGGAAUUAACAACAAAAAGGGAAAAAAAACAAGAAAAAGGAUGAUCAGAAUUAGUAGGAAUCUGAGAACUCAUUCAUGUAUAUAUAUAUAUAUGCCUUUGUUUUCUGUUUCUAUGAACAUUUUGCUCUUUGUUAUUUUUGUUUUUCGUAAUUCUCCUGCUUUUGUGUUUUGACCUUUAGCCGAUGGGAUUUAAACGGCCGGUGAUAUUAUCAUUCUUUCUUCCUAAUUUUCCGACAGCUUUGAUUCCUUUGACCCACUGCCCUGAUAUUUGGACGAUGGAUUUGCCAAACCUAAAACACAAGCAUUCUGGAUUUUUAAGGUACAAAAACGCCGGUUCCACGCGCUGGUUACGAACGCGCCGUUAUUGACUGUUUGUGCUGUCUGUAAAAACGUAGUCUUUUGUUAUGGGACAAUGCGACGCAAGCGUGUGUGUUUAGCAUUCCUUUUUCAGUUUUAUAGUCCAGAGAUCUGGUUCUGAUAAACUUGUCAGCGUACAAAUUUUCCCAAGUGUAUGCCCACGGUCGCUUUGAGCGCGUGUAAUUUUAUCAGUAAGUUACCAAAAUACCCUUGUUCUUGCAAA
Messenger RNA from Mangifera indica (mango), 1701 nucleotides. RefSeq names its product ethylene-responsive transcription factor 12-like. NCBI's taxonomy places the organism in Eukaryota, Viridiplantae, Streptophyta, Magnoliopsida, Sapindales, Anacardiaceae. The record is from RefSeq and is a predicted model, not a curated record. The coding region runs from base 463 to 984 and encodes 173 amino acids. Gene Ontology annotation, biological process: regulation of DNA-templated transcription. Gene Ontology annotation, molecular function: DNA-binding transcription factor activity; DNA binding. The transcript has a single exon.